Messenger RNA from Exophiala viscosa, 678 nucleotides. RefSeq lists its product as uncharacterized. Bases 1 to 678 code for a protein of 225 amino acids. NCBI's taxonomy places the organism in Eukaryota, Fungi, Ascomycota, Eurotiomycetes, Chaetothyriales, Herpotrichiellaceae. The transcript has 2 exons. The record is from RefSeq and is a predicted model, not a curated record.
AUGUUAUUCUUCAAGCCUUCCUCCACGCUGGCUCUGGCAGGACUGGCCGCCUUCCACUGCUGCAUCAGUCCCGCCUGGACAUGUCCAGAGCCUGGCGAUGAGAUCCCUGCACCACCCGCCACGAAGGGCUACUUCAUCAAUCACCUCUGCAUCAACAUCCGCAACGCGACCGAGAGCAUCGCCUGGUACAAUCGGGCGUUCGGCCUCAGGCUCAUGUUCACGGUGCACGCCUCGGAGCACUUCUCCAUCAGCUACAUGGGCCACUCGCACGGCGGGCGCAACGGCACGGGCUACCAGAGCAGUGACGAGAUGAACCGCGAUAAGAACAACAUCGAGGGCCUGAUCGAAAUCCUCAGCCUCGACUACCCAGGUUGGGACUUGCCCCCGGGCACCCGGGUCCCCAACACUUUCUCGCACAUCGGCAUGGUGGUCCCCAACAUCACGGACACACAGGCCCGGCUGGAAGCCAGGGGAGCCAACAUCAUCAAGGGCGCCGGCGAGACCUUCAAACUCGACGGGGAGUUUGCGGUCACCUCGGGCUUUACUCAGCCCGGAGUCGCCGAUGUCAUUGAUCAAAAAGAGAUUGACGCCCUCACGGCGGUCUUAGUGCAAAUCAACACGCCAUUGAUGUAUGUCGCGGAUCCGGAUGGGACCAUCAUCGAAGUGCAGAGUCAAUAG